Messenger RNA from Pocillopora damicornis (cauliflower coral), 2586 nucleotides. RefSeq names its product extracellular calcium-sensing receptor. Gene Ontology annotation, cellular component: membrane. NCBI's taxonomy places the organism in Eukaryota, Metazoa, Cnidaria, Anthozoa, Scleractinia, Pocilloporidae. The record is from RefSeq and is a predicted model, not a curated record. Gene Ontology annotation, molecular function: G protein-coupled receptor activity. Gene Ontology annotation, biological process: G protein-coupled receptor signaling pathway.
AUGUCUAUCCGCUGGAUUCACCAACAAGUAAACGGAGAAAAGACGAGUAUCGCUAUGAGUUCGUUGUACUACCAGUUGUUUCUUUUCUUCUGUUUCUAUGUUGCUGUUCAGGCUCCAUACAAAGAAGGCGAUAUCAUGUUGGGCGGACUUUUCAGCGUGCUCAAGCCGCCAGACAACCCAGGGAGCCGAUGUGGAGAGUUACAUUUGAGAGAACUUGGUCGCAUGCAGGCCAUGAUCUUCGCAAUCGAACGAAUAAAUAAUGACACAAGUCUUCUCUCGAACAUUUCCCUGGGAUAUGACAUAAGGGAUUACUGUGGAAACCUCUCAAAAGCUGCAAGACUUGUUUACAAACUUUUAACUGUUGAUACUUGUGUAAAUGUAUGUCAAAAUGCUACAAGAAAGAAAGCCAUCAUUUCUUUAAUAGGCCCGUACGAAUCUAGCACAGCGCUAUUCAUUGGUGGAAUUCUUCGGAUGCUCAAUUUUUCGAGCAUUAGCGGAUCAGCUACUAGUGCUGAACUUAGCUCACUUGCCUAUGACCAUAUAUUUCGAACAGCACCCUCGGACCAGUUUCUUGCAAAAGCGAUGGUUGACUUGGUUACACACUUCAAUUGGAGUUAUGUUGCUGUCGUUGGACUAGAUAAUUCGUAUGGACGAAAUGGAGCAUGGGCAGUUGUUAGCGAAAGUACGUCAAGAAAAAGCUCGUUCUGCAUUGCUUUGACACAGUUUGUACGCCACGAAAGUCUGAAUCGGAGUAUUUCGAAUAUAGUUAGACAGCUUAAACAGAUGGACAAUGUCAAAGUUGUGAUCUUAUGGUUAUACGGAAAUUACCAAUCGAAGUUUUUGGCAGAGGUUAAGAGGCAAAAUCUAACUGGACGUGUAUGGAUUUUGAGCGAAGCUCCUUUAACUUCCACACUGACAGUAGAAGGUAUUCUCGAGAGCUCUUUAGGAUUCGCACUCCAUGAAUUCAGCGACUCCGGCUUCAAGGAAUAUUUAAAAGAUAGAUUGGUCAAGGAGAAAGACAAUAGAAGUUUUCCUGAAUGGAACGACAGUACAAGCGAAAUAUGGAAGCUUUUGAGGAGCAAGAAGUGUGUUCAUCGCCAAAUUAAGCAGUGCUCUAACGACUUAAUUAAAAAAAUCUACAACGCCAAUGUUCCGUGCAUCAUCGACGCCGUAUAUGCCGUGGCACAUGCACUAGAUAUUUUCUAUCGAAAUUUUAGCCAUAACGAGACCAAAGAUCGGAGGAAAUUGCAGAUAGCCUAUAGCUCUGACGUGCAGAAGCUUCUUGGUAGAGUUAGUUUUCACGGACUAACCGGAAAAAUCAAGUUCGAUCGAUUUGGUGACAUGGCCUCGGCGUAUUAUGACAUUUUCAGCUUUGAAAAAGUAUCUAAUGGAGAUGUUGAGAGCAUAAAAAUGGUGCGAAAAGGAGAAUGGAACAAUUCAAAGAGGAACGAAACUAGCUUGAUAUUUCAUGAAGCUCUGAAUUGGACGACUACAUCUGGUCGCCCCCCGAAAUCUGAAUGCUCGGAGCGGUGUCUUCCUGGAACAAGGAAAUCUUUCACCUCUCCUUGUUGUUGGCAGUGCCUUCCGUGUCUUGGUGGAACCAUCAGCCCAUCCGCUGGUUCUGAAAGCUGCAGUGAAUGCCCUUCCGGAACAAUGUCCAACCAGGCUAAAACAGAGUGUGUCGCUUUACCCUCCGCCAACAUAAGUUAUAGUAGUGCGAGUGGAAUUGUAAUUCUUACCUUUGCUACGCUCGGUGUAGCUGUUACCUUGCUUUGUCUGGCUGCCCUCCAUAAAUUCUGGAAUAGUCCCAUUGUCAAGGCUUCAAAUCGAGAACUAAGCCUUGUUCUUCUACUCGCAAUUCUGUCCUUAUUGUCUUUGGCAUUCAUAGAUGUCUCUGUGUCCACUAAUACAAUUUGCAUGAUCAUAUACCCGCUACGUUAUCUGACCUAUAACUUCUGUCUCUCCAUCUUACUGGUAAAGGCGUUGCUUAUUUCCAGUGCUUUUCAGGUUCCCAUUUUGACCAGUUUGGAAUUCACAUCUCUUCCAAACAAAGCACAAGUUGGAAUCGUCAUAACAUCUCUAACUCCACUGUUGUCGGUGUUGCUACCGUGGAUGCUUUUGGAUCCACCUUCUAAAAAGGAACACAUCCAUCCAAAACGUUACACCUUUAAUGAAUGCAAGGCAUACUCCAGCUCAGUUGGAAAGUCUCUAUUCUUGGUAACAUGCUUUUAUAUUUUCUUCCAAAUGCUUCUGUCCUCGUUCUGUGCCUUUAAGAUUAGGAACGUUCCUGAAAAUUUCAGUGAGGCCAAACGAAUCGCUUUUUCCACCUACAUAUUUUUGUUCUCAUUGCUUUGUUAUCACCCAGUAGAAUUGUGCUUGGAUGGAUGGUAUGUAACGGUUGUGGAUUGUGUAGCAACUCUGUUGAGCGCGUAUGGCUUCCUUUGUUGUCUGUUUUUGCCCAAAAUGUAUAUUCUGUUCUUUAGGCAGGAGAUGAACGAUGUGAAUGCCAUCAGACAAGAAGUAACUCAGUUCUCGGUUAGAUCAGGUUUUGUACGUGCAAACCGUGCUUUUGAUAGUUUUAAUUAG